Molecule: messenger RNA, 6115 nt
Organism: Drosophila virilis
Lineage: Eukaryota; Metazoa; Arthropoda; Insecta; Diptera; Drosophilidae
Source: RefSeq, a predicted model, not a curated record
UGCCAAUAAACGGGCAGAGGCAUCUGCUCCUGGCCAAAAAGGCGCAGCGAAAUUCGUUGUUUGUGAUAAAAUAAAAUACAACAACAACAACAACUAAUAACAAGACAACAACAAUAAUGCAUAGUUCCUGCUGAGUAGCUUUUUGUUAUUGUGUGCGUGCGCGCGUUUGUGUCUGUGUGUGUCUGUGUGUGUGCAGGCAUGUCGCGGCUGCUGCACAGCGCCGCAGCUGACAAACCAACAGCCAAACACUGCCAACUCGCAAAAAUAUAACAACAACAACAACAACAACAACAACAACAACAGCAACAAUAACUUCCACUACAGCUCCUAGCUCCUGCCCAGAGCCGCCCCCUGUAGCUAGUAAAAAUUGCAUAGUUAAAACAACAACAAUAAAAACAAAAAAAAAAAGAAGAAAACUAAAGAAAAUUGAUAAAUAUAGAAAAAUAACAGAAACAUACGCACAAAAUCCAACGCCAUGGAACGCAUGUGGCGCAAAGUGAAUCACAGCCUGCGCAACAGCAAAUCCCAAUCCCAGUCGCAGUCGCAGUCGCAGUCGCAGCCGAGCCAAGCAGCUGGCGUCGCUGCCGGCGCCGCUGCUGCCGGCGCCGCAACGCCGCAGUCAAGCGACACCAUCAGCUCGGCGGGCGGCUUUGGGGAUGCGCAGCUUGUGGUCGCCGUACAGGGUCUGCCCUGCGUCAGCGUCAGCGCCAGCGGCAGCGCAGCCGGCGGCAGCAAUGCGACCGGGCGACGUUUGGCCAGCAGCGGUCAGCCGCCGUCCAAUUGCCACAAAUCGCUUAGCCAACAUGUGCUGCAGACGCGCACCGCCUCCUCGGAGCGUCGGCGGCGGCGUCGCCGCAAGAGCCGGCCGCGACGCAGCGGCGGCAUGGCCAGUGUGACCAGCUGUGUGGGCGAUGCCGGUGGCGAUAACAUGUCUUCCUCUGGUGGCUUCUACACGCUGAAGGAGCACCAUCAGCACUAUCGACACGGCCAUGGGCAUCAUGGCAGCGGCACCGUGUCCGCUUCGCAUCGACUCUUCGCCAGCUCGGCGCCCAGCGGCACCGUCAUGAUGUAUCCGAAUGCACAGCGUGCCCCGGUGCUGGCAGCGGGCGGCAAUCCAGCAGCUGCAGCAGCAGCAGCAGCAACAGCGGGAGCAGGUGCCGGAGCAGGUGCGGGUGCUGCACAGGCGGCGCCGGACAUCUCAUUGAGGCAGCGGGCGGUGGCCAAGCUGCGCAUGUUCAACUUUCACCUCAACUGGGAUUUGCACAUGACGCACUGCAAGCCCUGCGGGCCCCGUUUGAGCGGAAGCGGAAACAUAAUCACACGUCGCCUGUGCCGCAAUCGUAGACGCGAGGACAAUGAGCUCUAUCGUUCGAAUAGCUUCAAGUUUGAGCGUUUCGAGCGCAAGGAGUGCCUCGAGGAGCUCUCCAGCACAUUGCAGAAGCAGAUUGCCAUCUGUGAUGAUUACAGCCUGCCUGUAGACUUUGUUAAGAAACGACCGUCCAGUUUCGAUCCCUGCCUGGCCGAGGCAAUACCAACGAAUCCGGAGCAUUGGAUAGCGCCAAGUCCACAAACUGAAUUUCUGCCAUUUAACGAAGCCCAACAAGCGUCGCAGCAGCAGCAGCAACAGCAGCAGCAGCAAUCGACAGCAGCAGCAGCAGCAGCAGUGCCGCCGCCGCCUGCCCCUUUGGCGACAUUGCCCAGUCAAGCGGCGACUGCAGCGGCAGCAGCAGCAGCGGCAGCAGCAGCGGCACAACAGCAACAACAACAACAGCAGCAGCAACAGCUCAACAACAGCAACCAGCUACAGCAACAGCAGCAACAACAGCAGCAGCAGCAGUUGCACGCGCACAACAACAACACUUUGCCAGCCGCACCGCAGCAGCAGACGCAACAGCAGCAGCGCGCGACAUUGCAACAUCCGCCGCUGCCCAACAGCAACAUCAAGCAGGCGUCCGUCAAGCUCAUCGAGGGCUAUUCCGAUCCGAAGGAUACACGCCACCACACCCAGCACAAGAAGGUCUACCACAAGAAGGCCAAACGCCGUUCGGCGCCGCCGCACAAGCAGCGACAGCAGCAACAGCAACAGCAGCAGCAUCUGCAAACGUUGCCAACGCCGCGCGGACAUCAGCAGCAAUUGCUGCAGCAGCAGCAGCAACAGCAACAGCAUUUGCUGCAACGCCAUUCCACAUACAAUAACAAUAACGGUAAUCACAAGAAGGACAAGCGCAGCAGCCAUUAUAAUUCAGACUCCUCGGCGCCCAAAUCCUCUGACGAGGAGGCGGACAUAGACGAGGAAGUAGAGCGUGCCGCGCCACAACUUCCGGCAGCAGCAGCAGCAGCAGCAGGUCAGGCAGGAGCUCUACUCAAUUCGCCGGAUAGCAUAUCGGAUGAUCUGGUGCGACCGCUGCCGGCGCAGCUGCAGCGCAGUCCACGCAAAUUGACCGUUGCGCAGACGGAGUACAGCAAACGUCAGCCGUCGCCCUACUACUACUCGGAUCUGCUGAAGAGCCGGGACAAGCCGCCGGAGGCCAAGGACAGGGAGCCGGACAGCAGGCAGACGCUCGACCGCGAGGCGAAGCAAAAGUGCCGCCAGUCGACGGCCAGUGAGCCGCCGCAGCAGACACAGGCCCAGCUGCUGGGUGGGUAUCGCAAGAGCAGCAGCUUGGAUGCGCCGCAGCAGGAGCAGAACAACGAAGACAACGAGGAACAGCAGCAGCAACCGGAGCACGAGCACGAGCACGAGCAGGAGGAGAACGAGAACGAAGCCAACGAGCUUGAGGAGAUCGGUUUAAACGAACAGUCGACACCGAAACGGUAUAGCUUCACGGAGGAGGGCGUGCGGAUCAUACGCUGCGAGACGCCGAGCACAAGCACCUCGGAGGAGUCCGACUGCAGCGAGUGCCUCAAGCGACGCGAGUGGCACGCCCGGGCCUUGGCGCUGGUCCGCAAGACGUGCAACGUCCAGCCGCGUAGCCAACAGUUGCCCAUCGGCAGCGGCGAGGGGGAGCUGCAGCUGCAGCUGCAGCACUGCGACGCCGGCGAGGGGGAGCUAUUGAAGAGCUGCCCAACGGACUUGGCCUGCGAACCGAGUUGCGGGUCGAUGCCGCCGCACCGCCUGCUGGGCCCAGCAGCCGUGUGCGGAGCCUGCAUACCGACGCCCGGCAACAAUAGUCAAGGCCACAUUGGCCUCGCCGCCGAUGAGCUUGACGAGCUCGAAGAAUACUUUCGGCCACGCAGCAUCUUCUAUGUGCAUCCGCAUGGCGUGCACGAGUGCAUCGAAUGUGCGCCCGCCAAUCACAACAAAGCGAACACAGAUCCAGCCACCAAUUGCAGCGACUCAGCUGCGCUAGACGAGCAGCAGCAGGAGGAAAGGGAAGGGGAGCAGCAGGAGCAGGAUCAGGAUCAGGAUCAGGAGGAGGAGGAGGAGGAGGAGGAGGGGGAGGGGGAGUACGACUCUGACAACAUGGCCAGUCGACGGCGACAAAUCUACGAGACGGCCUUCGAUUGCAAAAUAGCCAAAUCGGAUGAUGACCUGGACGAAGUGGAUCGCAUCACCAACCACUCGGUGCUGCUGCAGCUGAACGGCAACGGGAACGGGAACGAGUUGACGCCGCCGUUGUCUAAGCCAAGUCUCAGCAAAUCGCGACUCGAAUGCAAACGCGCCAAGAAUAGCAAGAAUCAAGCGCUGCAGGAGCAGCAGCAGCCAAAGCAGCAGCAGCAGCAGCAGCAGCAACAGCAACAGUUGCAGCAGCAGCAGGAUUCGCCCGAGGAUGGGCACUGUCAGGUGGUGCUGCAGGUACAGGCGGAGCUCAGCCAGCUGCAGCUCAGCUCGGAUCAGCAGAACCAGAAUCAACAACAGCAGCAGCAGCAGCAGCAGCAGCAGCAGCAGCAGCAACAGUUGCAGUUGCAAUCGACAGCAAUUGCCGCUUCCUCGCAACAGUUGCCCGCUCGCGGAUACACGCCCUCGCCGCCGUCCACCGCGCCGCUGCCCAUCAAGUUUCCCGGCAAGCACGAGCGCUACAUGAACAGCAUUAGGAGCGCGCCCAAUUUACCGGCAGCGCAGCCGGCGCAUCCGCGACUGCGGGAUCUGCGCCUGCCGCUCCAGUCGGCACUGCGCCAGCAGCAACAGUUGCAGCUGUGCGCCAGCAGCAACGACAACAGUCUCACCUCAGACAGCGCCUACGUGAAUCCGCCCUCAACCAACUCGAAUUCCAAUUCGGCUGCGGCUUCCGUUUCCGCCUCAGCCUCAGUUUCGGUCUCAGCCUCGGUCUCAGCAUCCGCCUCGGCGUCCGUUUCCGCGGCGGCGGUGGCGGCGCGUCGUCCACGCAGCUUUGUCCUGGAAUCGGGUCGAGUCCUCGAGCUACGACGCAGCGCCCAGACCCAUCAGCAGCGCCAUCAGCAUCAGCAUCAUCAUCAACAGCAGCAGCAGCAACAGCAACACGGACAGCCGCAGCCGCCGUCCAGGCGCGGCGCCGGCCACAAUUACAGCUCGACGGAGAGCAUCGCCACCUCGUCCAGCGGCGGCAGCAUGGAGUCGCUGCGCAGCAGCACCAGCGAGGGCAAUCGCAGCACCUCCAGCUCCGAGUCGCGCCACUCGAGUUCGCUCAGUUCGCACAGCUCGGAGAGCGGCAGCGGCAGCGGCAGCGCCAGCGCCAGCGCCAGCUCGAGUGUCGCCUAUCCGCUGCGGCCGCCUCUGCUGCUGCACUCGAAGCUGCACAUACUCAGCCCCAUAUCGGACAAGUCCUCGCAAGAGCCGGCCUCGGCCAGCGGCGCCUCCGAGCAGUCACAGCAGCAGCAGCAGCAGCAGCAGCAAGAGGAGUCCGGCAAGACAGCAGAUGCGUCAGCUUCUGGCCCUGCUCCUGCGCCUGUCCAGCUGCUGGCAAAGCAGCGCAGUCAACGCGCCGCAGCGCCGCCGAAUAAGGCGCUGCUGCAUUUGGCCGACGAGCUGCUCGGCUCCGACAGCGGCAUCUCGCUGCACUCGCGCGAGGACGGCAAGCCAGCGACGCUGGCGCUGACGCAGCGACUGACGCUGCCCAAGCUGCAGCUGGGCAAUGGCAGCGCCGCGGACACCUCUUCGUCGGCGGCAGCGGGCGCAGUCACAGGCGCCUCCGCUGCAGGCGCUGCAGCAGCUGCCGCCGGCGGCGUCGGCGCUGCUGGCGCGUCCGCGUUGCCGCAGGAGCUGCGCGAUUUGCCCUUCGAUAUGCCCAAGCUGCGACGCCGCAAAACGCUGCAGCAGGAGGCCGCCUGCACCUCGGGCAGCGCCACCUCCGUUGACCUGGGCGACCUGCCCUUCGACAUGCCCAAGCUGCGACGACGCCUGCGCGCCAACCAAGCCGAAAUCAACAAUCUCCUCAUGCACAGCACCGAGUCCAGCGGCAUCUCGCAGGCAUCCUCCAGUCACUCCAUGCGCGACGACCAGAAGCUGGCCACAAAGCUGGACACGACGCUUUUCCGUCAGAAUCUCACUUUGAAUCUCAACGAGCCGCGUCAGGUGAACAAACAGUUUGGGAGUCUCGAUCUGCGCGGCUUGAGCAGCCACAAAGAGCUGAACAUGAAUCUGUGCCAGGGCUACGUAACGGCUGUCGAUCUCAUUGAUGUGACCAUCCCACUGGAGCGUCAGGGCUGGUACCACGGCGCCAUCACGCGCAUUGAGGCGGAGACAACGCUGCGUCCCCUGGCCGAGGGCUCAUUUCUGGUGCGCAACUGCGAGUCCACCAAGCAGGACUACUCCCUGUCACUCAAAGGCGCCAAGGGCUUUAUGCAUAUGCGUAUCCAACGCAACGAGGCCGGCCAAUACAUUCUGGGCCAGUUCAGUCGACCCUUCGAGACGGUGCCCGAUAUGAUCAGACACUUCUGCCUGAAUCGGUUGCCGGUGCGCGGAGCGGAGCACAUGUGUCUCAUAGAGCCGGUUAUAGCGCAGCUGCUGUAAAUGACAGCUGUUAAUGGGGUUAACAGAGCCAUUAACUGUUAACUGUUGGCUGUUAAAUGUUAACUGUUACAGCAGAGAAUUCCACAUACAUAUUGAUAGCCUAUAAAACGAAAAUGAAACCACAUUAUUUCUCCAAGUGGCAUACAGCUAUAUACUAUAUAUACUAGAUACUAUAUACUAUAUAUC